UUUUGAGUUUAUAUAAAUUAGAGCUUUGUUUCUAUUUUGUUUUUCAUAGCUGGUCACCUGUUUAUCACUUUUCUUAUACUUUCUUGUGUGAAAUUUUUACUCUAUUCGUAAAUUCAUCAAUUUUUAUGUUUUCGAUUAUUUAACAAUAAAUAUUUUCUCAAUAGGCAAUCGCGUCCACGUGAUUUUAUUCAAAAAUACAUAAUUCAGAUUUUUAAAUUUAUUAAAUUAAUUUUUAGUUAGAUUAAUGCAUUAAUUAUAUUUCCGAUAGAAAAUGGAUAAACAACAUAGUAGUUAUUGUCCUCCUAGUACAACAUUUGGAAGUCUUAUUGCUAAUGGUAGUAGUGAAUUUUCAGAAGCAAACACUUUCCACCAACGACAUUUGGAUCAACAACCAUUAUCAGGCAGCUUUGUUAAUUACAAUCCGCAAAAUUCUAUGGGAUUAAUGGCUGAAACAUCGUCUAAUCCUAUUUCUCAACAAAAUGGACAUUUCCAAGAAGGAUGUGUUCGAGGGGCCAAUACCUCAUUGCCACCUCCUCAGCCAUACCAAAAUCCUUCGACAAUAAAACCAAAUCUUCCACCUUCAUAUAGUUCUGCGACAACCGGUUUUCCUUCGCUUCCACCGCAAAAUGCAAAACCAUACAAUCCAUUUGGAUACGUCAAGGAUACCACAAACGCUUUUGACAUGUCUCCACUUCUUUAUGAGACUGGUAUUGACAAUAACACUCGACAUACAGGCCCGUCAAUGAAUGGAGCAAUGAAUGAAGAUUUUCUUGGUGACUUUGUACCUACUGAAUUGCAGCAAGCUGUAUCGGAUCGUUAUGUUCUUUCUAAUGAAUUGAAAGAGCGAAUUGAUGGUUCUUCUAAAAAACAGGCUCUUUUCGAGAUUAUAAUCGGCCUUGAGGAAGUUGCUUUUGGUCUACCAACAUAUUUUAAUACUUGGGCAACCGAAAUACGAGACCGAAUGGUUGGUAGAGAUCCGCUUCCUGAACCGGAUUUGCGUAUUGCUUCAGAAAUUCUUAUUGAAAUGGCUGUUGUUUUAGACGAAAGUCAAUAUAAUUAUUCUUGUUUGUGUCAAUUCCUCGACAAAAACAUUGAAAACUUUAGCCAAAAUAUAUUGCUUUCGCAAUUAGCUUUGUUCAUUAACGAUACACAAUCUUCACUUUCCUUACAACAUUGUUGCAAUUUGGUUACCUUUUUGGCUGAACUUUACGAUAAAAUUGAGGUCAAUGGAGUGAAAUCUUCACAAUUAGCUGCCCAUCUUUUUGACCAAUUACAUGGGUUGUUGAAACUACCAUCUGACAAUCAGGGAAUUGGUGUUAUCGUUAAAAUACUUAAACUGACUGGCCGUUUUUUGGAGAAUGACCGUGGAUCUGAAGCUAUGAAUGCAUUCAUGAUAGAUUUGAACGAAUGUGCUGCGUCGUGUAAUGACCUUACAAAAUUGAAAGUUCGAAAUCUUCUCGAGUUACGCGCCAAACAUUGGGGGAUUGUUUCCGAGACUGCUCGAGCAGGUGAUAUUAGCAAUGAUGCUUAUCCAGCUGUAGGACUUUUGGGUCCAGAUGGGGAACAUUUAAUUCCUGAUGACGAUUGUGCCUUUUUGGACGAAAAUUUCGACACUUUUGGAAAUUCUCCUUCUGGUUCACUGUACAACAAUCCAAUCGAGGAAGACAAUGUUGAAGAUGAAUAUGAUAAAUUUCUGCAAGCCACUGCAGAACGUACAGCGGAGAGGGCUCUUGUUUCUUUUGAUGAAGAUGAUGAAAGUAUUGUCUCUUCGCCUGCGUUUAUGUCGAAGCAGGGCAAUGAGAAAAUGUCUUAA
Meloidogyne enterolobii is the source of this 1813-nucleotide messenger RNA. NCBI's taxonomy places the organism in Eukaryota, Metazoa, Nematoda, Chromadorea, Rhabditida, Meloidogynidae. The record is from the annotation of a GenBank genome assembly.